Parastagonospora nodorum SN15 is the source of this 1416-nucleotide messenger RNA. RefSeq lists its product as hypothetical. The record is from RefSeq and is a predicted model, not a curated record. Gene Ontology annotation, cellular component: membrane. NCBI's taxonomy places the organism in Eukaryota, Fungi, Ascomycota, Dothideomycetes, Pleosporales, Phaeosphaeriaceae. Gene Ontology annotation, biological process: transmembrane transport. The transcript is spliced from 4 exons. Gene Ontology annotation, molecular function: transmembrane transporter activity. Bases 1 to 1416 code for a protein of 471 amino acids.
AUGAAUGGUGAAUUGGAAAAGCAGCCAGAACGAUGCAACGAAAAGCAAGCAGCAGAUGCGCCUGAGCCAAACGACGACGAAGAGGCCGAGGGACUCCAUGCCGAAAAUAUUAUACAGGCCGCCAAACAGUUUUCAACGGCGCGAAAAGCUUCCAUUAUUACGAUCUUAUCAAGUUUAUACCUGAUCAACACUUUCGGCACUGGUAUUCUCGUGGCUGCUCUCCCGCGCGUGGCCCUUGAUGUCCACCUAUCCGAGGCCCUUAUCCUCUGGCCAGUCGCAGUCUACAAUCUCUCCGCAGGGUGUUUGCUACUGAUUUUCGGUGCUGUCGCAGAUAUAAUUGGCACCAAACUUAUGUGGCUGGCUGGUACUUAUUUGUACAUUGUGUUCACCCUGGCGGUCGGUUUUUCUCGCUCUGGCAUCCAAAUCAUCAUGUUCCGCAUGCUCCAGGGAGCAUCAAUUGCCAUGAGUCUCCCCACCACCGUGAGUCUCAUCACCAAUACCUUUCCCAAGGGGAGCUGGCGCAAUGUCGCUUUCGCCAUUGUUGGCAUUGGAUCUCCGUUAGGCUUCGCUCUUGGUCUCGUUCUUGGUGGUGUCUUCACUGACACCAUCGGCUGGAGAUGGGCUUAUUACAUCACCGCUAUACUCAACUUUCUGAUAUCAACUUCGGCCGUGUGGUUGUUACCAAACGUUCACAUCGGCCACCAUUCUGCUUCCCGCGCCAGUCGACUGGCCCGCGAGAUUGAUUGGAUUGGGGCGGUGAUCAUAAGCGCGGGCCUGGGACUACUACUAUACAUACUGGCUGCAAUCACCUCCGGCUUAAGCAUCCGGAACCCUCAGGCUAUCGUAUUACUCCUGCUCUUACUCGCCCAAAUCAACGCCAAGCACCCCAAGAUAGCUGACAAGCGUCGUGCAGCUUUCAACAGAUACAGCGAGUUCCAGCGCUUCAAAGCUCUCUCCGGUUCAUUCCCCAUGGUCCACGUUCAGAAGCUCGCCGUGAUCUCCGCCAUAGUGACGGCGGCGGCUCCUGCUCUGAUGGCCACGAUGCCUAUUGACGCCAACUACUGGUUCGCACCAUUCUGGGCCCUGAUUCUAUCACCCAUCAAUCCAGACACGCUGUUUACAGUCUCGAACCUCGUAAUCUCCGACGCAUUUCCGUCCGACGUUCAAUCGCUUGCUGGUGGAGUCUUCAGCGAAAUCUGUCAGUUUGGCAACUCUGUUGGUUUGACCAUAAUCGCUGUUAUUGCCAGGUCCGUCUCACAGCAGUCAGAUGUCACUCCACACGAGGCCUGGCUUAUGGUGGGCUUUAGAGCAGCCUUCUGGACAAUUUUUGCGGGAUGUGUACUUGUUAUCCCUUUAAGCUUCUUUGGACUGCGGAAAGGAGGUUUGAUCGGAAAGAAAAGUCCUGACGGCACUUAG